ACUGAUUCUACGAUGCACUCAUUUAAUAAGGUGCAUUCCCGCCCCUAUUCCGAUGUGACCCACUUUGAUGAGAUAUUCUUAAACUGUAUGGAAUCGCUGGGAUUUUUUUUUCUUUCUUCUUCUUCCUUUUACUCCGGGCACACAGCCGUGGCUCAUAAUGUGAUGUUGAGUGUGAAGUUGCUGUGUGUGCUGUGGUGGAUGUGGGAGCCCCACCUCCUCCCACGCUCCGAUGAGUAGAGAGAGGCGGCAGAGAGAGACGGGAGGAGAAGAGAGCUGGGGAGCAACUAACAUACCCACAGUAUCUCAUCACUUGCUCUUUGGAAAUGCUUCAGAUGGGCUUCUUAUAGUAGCUGCAAAAAAAAAGAGAAAGAAAACGUUGCAGAAAUGCAAUUCCUGCCGCUGCCGUUCAGACAUCCUGUGCGUCCUUAAGAGUGCGUGUUGAGCUCCGGAGAAACUUGGACCAAAAGGAAUGUGCGUAUUUUGGCAGGGAACAUGCUUUUAUUUUCUUCGUCUUCUUCUUUUCCUACAUUUAUUUUGAGGAAUGAAGAUGGCCAGACGGAGUGAGAAUCUUCAUUUAGGUUUGUUUUGAGAGAGAGAGAGAAAAAAAAAAGACAGCCCCAGCUUUCAGACGAACUGCUGCACUUUAACUUCCCCAUAGAAGGAAGAGCUGUCCGUUCUGCGAGAUCCAUCAGACGACGGGCUGGGCGCAGGAUCCCCUCAAUUUGAUGAAGAAAGUUCUGAUUUGCAGCUCGGUGGAUUUUUUUUUAAGUGAUUCCUUGACGGAGGUUUGAGGGUUGGAGACCUGCCUCUGUGGACAUACAGGCUGCCGACGAGCUGCCACAAACGCGUACGCACAAGUCUCUGGCUCAGGCAGAUCUUCUGAUGACCUAAUGGAACUGAAUUUACGAGUAGUACUGUUUUGGGUCGUGGUGCUGCACGGUGGCUCCGUCGAUGGCAGUAUCCUCUACCGAGUCCAGGAGGAGCAGCCCCCCAACACGCUCAUAGGCAGUCUGGCAGCGGACCAGGGGCUGCCAGACUCAGGUCACCUCUACAAGCUUGAGGUGGGCGCCCCUUAUCUCCGAGUUGAUGGGAAGACAGGAGACAUUUUCACUACAGAGAUUCCAAUAGACAGAGAGACCCUCCGGGACUGCCGGUCCCUGGCCAAGGGCAAGCCGUGCUACUUGGAAUUUGAAGUAUCGGUAACAGACCUGAUACAAAACCAGAGCCCACGACUUAUUGAAGGACGUAUUGAAGUACAGGACAUCAAUGACAACACCCCGCAAUUUCCCUCUUCUGUGCUCGCCAUCUCGGUACCUGAGAACACAAUCAUGGGGGCAUUAUUCUCCAUACCUCUAGCCACUGACAGGGACUCUGAGAGGAAUGGAGUGGCUGACUAUGCGCUGACUGCGGGCCCAGAUGCAGCAACUCUAUUUGGUUUACAAGUGGCGGAGGACAGGGGAGGGAAACUCCCACAGCUCAUCGUCCUCGGCAAUUUGGACCGCGAGUUAAAGGAUUCUUAUGACCUCACAAUAAAGGCGGUGGAUGGAGGGAACCCUCAGCGCUACAGCAGUGCUCUGCUCAGAGUGGUUGUUACCGACGCCAACGAUAACGCCCCUAAGUUUGAAAAGACUUCAUAUGAUGCAGAAGUUUUAGAAAACAGUCCAGUCGGGCACUCAGUGUUACAGGUCAAAGCAAAUGACUCUGACAUGGGCCCUAAUGGAGAAAUUGAAUACACCAUUCACCAAGCAGUGGACCCAGUACCAAGACUCUUACGAAUUGAUCGGUCUACUGGCAUUAUCUAUGUGAAGGGACCACUGGACAGGGAGGAAAUCAGCAGCUUGUCUUUCUAUGUGGUGGCAAGGGAUAAGGGUCCUCAACCUAAGAGCUCUAAGACGUUUGUAACAAUUGAAGUGACUGAUCAAAAUGACAAUGCUCCUGCUGUGGAGAUUCGUGGAAUUGGUCUGGUGACUCACAGUGACGGAGUGGCCAAUAUUUCGGAGGACAUGCCAGUGGGGACAGCUGUUGCUUUAGUACAAGUAUCUGACAAAGAUGAAGGAGAGAACGCUGUCGUCACAUGCGUGGUAGCAGGAGAUGUGCCCUUUCAGCUUCGUCCUGCCAGCGACUCUCCCACUGACAACAAAAGAAAAUAUUUUCUUCAGACAACCACACCUCUUGACUUUGAAAGAGUCAGGGACUACAGAGUAGAAAUUGUUGCAGUGGACUCUGGAAACCCAGCACUGUCUAGUACAAACUCCCUAAAAGUUCAGGUGACUGAUGUGAACGACAACUCUCCAAUAUUUUCCCCAACACUGUUUGAAGUUGACUUUGCUGAAGAAAACCAACCUGGGGAGAGGAUUUUGGAUGUCACUGCUACAGAUGCUGACAGUGGCACUAAUGCCCAACUGCUGUACGAUAUUGUUGCAGAUUCAACCAUCAAAGGUUUGUUUGAGAUUGACCCAAACUCAGGUGAAGUAAGAGCUCGAAGCCCGCUGGAUCGUGAACAUAAAGAGCUGUAUGAGUUUCGGGUCACAGCUGCAGACAAAGGUUCACCUGUCCAUAAAGGAACAGCAACAGUUGUGGUAAAAGUUCUUGACCGCAAUGACAAUGAACCAAAGUUCAUGCUUAGUGGGUACAGCUUUUCAGUACUGGAAAACAUGCCUCCCCUAAGUCCUGUGGGCAUGGUAACAGUUCAAGAUAUGGACAAAGGUGAGAAUGCCCGAGUUCACCUCUCCGUAGAACCAGAUGGAGGGAAGUUUGUAGUUCAGAAUGGAACAGGUACAAUUCUCUCAAGCAUCUCUUUUGACAGAGAAAAAGAAAGCAGCUAUACUUUCCGUCUAAAGGCAGUGGAUGGGGGAGAACCACCCAAGUCCUCCUAUGUUGGUGUCACUAUCAAUGUACUCGAUGAAAAUGACAAUGACCCUGUCAUCACCAAACCCUCCAACUCUUCCUUCAGGCGCUUAUCACCUCUCGCAUCUCCAGACAGCCAUGUUGAGGUGGUGGAGGCUGAAGACCUGGACAGUGGACCCAAUGCAGAGUUAGUCUUCAAUAUUGCUGGAGGAAAUCCUUACCAAUUAUUCCGCAUCUCCCCCACUACUGGAGAGAUUACUCUGGCAAAGGAGAUGACCCGCAAACAUGGGGGGCUGCAUCGUUUAGUAGUACGGGUGAGUGACAGGGGAAAGCCUCCACGUCAUGCAACUGCCCUGGUUCACAUCUAUGUCAAUGAAACAAUUUCAAAUGUCAGCUUAGUGGAAGCCUUAGUUGGACACAGUCUUUACACUCCACUAGACAGGGACAUUGCCGGUGAUCCUGACAGUGGUUUCGCUGCCCAUCGCAGUAACAUUUUGUUUGGAAGCCUUGCCGGUGUGGCCGGAGUUGUUAUGUUGAUCUUGGUGGUGGUGUUUAUUCGCCACCGCAUCCAGAGAGAAACAAAGAGUGGCUAUCAAGCGGGUAAAAAAGAAACAAAAGACCUAUAUGCUCCCAAGCAAGCACCAAAAAACACCAAAGGCAAACGAGGGCGAAAAGGCAAGCCACAGAAGUCCCCAAAGCCACUUGGGGAAGAUGAGGAGGUCAGCCUACAAAAGAGUCUAAAGUUUAAUCUUGAUGGAGUAAACGACAGUCCACGCAUACACCUGCCCUUAACAUAUUCCCCGGGAAGCCCCGACAUCGGUAGGCAUUACCGAUCCAACUCUCCCUUACCUUCUAUCCAACUGCAAGCCCAAUCCCCUUCAGCUUCUCAGAAGCACCAGGCCGUGCAGGACCUCCCUGCAGCCAACACCUUCGUUGGAACGGGAGGAGAUGACAACUCCACCGGCUCAGACCAGUACUCAGAUUACAGCUACAAGACCAGCCAACCCAAGUAUAACAACAAACAGCAUCCCCAUCGUCGCGUGACCUUUUCCACCGCCAACCCCGUGCAGGACCUGCAGGACGCCUCGCAGCACAGCUACUAUGACAGCGGCUUAGAGGAGUCGGAGACCCCCAGCAGCAAGUCCUCAUCUGGUCCUCGCAUCGGACCCCUGACCCUGCCCGAGGACCACUACGAGAGGACCACCCCAGAUGGCAGCAUUGGAGAAACAGAACACCCAGAAAACGACAUCCGCUCCCUCCCUGAUGUGGCGAUGACCGGAAACUGCACAAACGAAUGCAGUGAAUUGGGUCACUCGGAUGCCUGCUGGAUGCCUGGGCAUCCCUCCCCCGUGCGGAAGACCAGGAACCCCCCCAAGCUCUCCACAUUUGUGCCUUACCAGGAGAGAGGGAGUCUGGGUCGCCUGGCCAACGGCAGCGCCAGGCUGGGUGGAGAGGAGCACCGGUCGCGCCUUCCGCCCUCCCGCAGUGCCUAUUCCAGCAGCGGCCAGGACCCCGGUCAGGACUGUCCCGUAGAGGAGAUGCCCCUGAGCGUGGCCUCCGAGUUCCCGCCCACGUCCCCUUCUGCUCACACCCCCAAACGAGAGAUUUACCUGUGAGAAACAGAUCGGUACACAAACCAAGAAAAGCUACACCCACUUCAGAAGAAGAGAGAGAAAAACAAGACUGUCCACAUUCUAAAGCCUACAGUUGGGUUGUAAGUAACUAUUGGUCGUAACUCAUUUAAUCACUGGCAUGAACACUCGUCAUUUCUGACUCAAAUUAUCAGCUCAUCAGCAAAUCUUGGAAUGAUUCCACAAAGAUAAUUGAUGCACUCCCUCGUUUAUUUAUUGAAGCUCUCAACGGAUACAAUCCAGAAAGUUAGACAAGAAUCACAAGUGGAAAUAGCGACUUUAGCAGUGACUAAUUCUUGUUGUAGUUAGGCAAGGCCCAGUCUGUGAAGUGAGUUCUUGAAAGUUGUGAUCAGUGCUCUUGUGCCAUUUCUAGGUAUUAUUUAAUAGACAGCUAAUCUGGCCAUAUCAGAAGGCAGAACACUUGAGACCAGGAGUUAGAUCAAAUGGUCGUUCUUAAUGUACAGAGCUGUAAAUACAUUUGAAUGGUGUGUACUACAUAUAUUUUCGUCUGGCAUAAUCUUCAAAGAAUGCCUCUGAAUUUUAGCAUAUUUAAGCUUUUCUUUACUGCUGCUGUGUAAACUUGACUGAAACCAUCUCCCAGAGAGGGACUCGAUAUUGUGGAAGGCAUGUAUUUGCUCUGCAGUAUCCCACGCGCCCCCGCGUGUGCACCCCCACACACACCCCCACACACCCACACAGACAGACACCUCCGACCCCUAAUCAUAGUAGAAUGGCCUUUACCUCCGCUCCCUGUAGAGCUCCGCCACUGCUGGAGAGAAACUAUGUGGCAGCAUUUAAAGCGACAUUAUGUCCCACUGACUUGCAGCACUGUGACCUGUCGUUCAUCAUGAAAACGGUUGACUUGGCCACAGAACCCGGAGGGUCACAAUGACCAAACGCAGAGCUCGCCAGAUACAUCCUGAUUGGCUUUUUGCUCCCUACUUGAGAUUAUACCAGUGCACCAGUUGCAGAAAGUUUCUGUCUGUUGAGACAAUCAGAUAGGCUUCACAUGCAAGACACAAUUCAUUUGUAUUCGCUUACCCUCGCAGUUCACAAGAAUUGAUGUAGAUCUAAUGAAUGAUAAUCUACUUUUUGUUUAAAAAAGAAAAGGGGCACUUGAGUGCUGAGAGCUACAUGGGUUAUGGUUACUUUUGGAACCGAAUAUCAUACCAAUGAAUUUGUUUAAGCUAUCACAUCACUAUAGGUAAACUUACCUUGAAUGCGGAAUUCAAUUCAUAGUUCAUU
This is a messenger RNA of Xiphophorus hellerii (green swordtail), 5723 nucleotides long. RefSeq names its product protocadherin 1a (gene pcdh1a). Gene Ontology annotation, biological process: homophilic cell-cell adhesion. Gene Ontology annotation, cellular component: plasma membrane. Bases 891 to 4463 code for a protein of 1190 amino acids. The record is from RefSeq and is a predicted model, not a curated record. Gene Ontology annotation, molecular function: calcium ion binding. NCBI's taxonomy places the organism in Eukaryota, Metazoa, Chordata, Actinopteri, Cyprinodontiformes, Poeciliidae. The transcript has 5 exons.